Manis pentadactyla (Chinese pangolin) is the source of this 2961-nucleotide messenger RNA. It is a transcript of the gene PDE6C, whose product is annotated as phosphodiesterase 6C. NCBI's taxonomy places the organism in Eukaryota, Metazoa, Chordata, Mammalia, Pholidota, Manidae. The transcript is spliced from 23 exons. The coding region runs from base 157 to 2823 and encodes 888 amino acids. The record is from RefSeq and is a predicted model, not a curated record. Gene Ontology annotation, molecular function: 3',5'-cyclic-nucleotide phosphodiesterase activity; protein binding. Gene Ontology annotation, biological process: signal transduction; visual perception.
UAAGGCCUUCCUCAAAAGGUGUCAGCACAAGCCAGGGACUCCGCAAGGACCAUCUGGAGGACGAAGAGCAGUGGAGAUGGUCAGACUCAGUCAAGGACAGGAGAGAAGAAGGAUAUUUGUGCGUGUGCCAGGAGCUGCAGCAGAGCGAGCCACACCAUGGGUGAGAUCAGCCAAGACACCGUGGAGAGAUACCUUGAGGACAACCCUCAGUUUGCCAAGGAGUACUUCGACAGGAAGCUGCGGGUGGCGGUGCUGGGGGAAACCUUGGAGCACGGAGGCGCGGGGGACCCCACCGGCGAGGCCUUCUCGUGGGCCCUGUGCGCGGAGCUGCUGCGGGAGGAGGAGGCGGGCAGCGGGGAGCAGGUGGUGCACAGGGCCCUGCAGAGGCUGGCGCAGCUGCUGCGGGCCGACCGCUGCAGCAUGUUCGGGUGCCGGGCGCGCAACGGCACGCCCGAGGUGGCCUCCAGGCUGCUCGACGUCACCCCGACCUCAAAGUUUGAGGACAACCUGGUGGUCCCUGAAAGAGAAGUUGUGUUUCCACUGGAAAUCGGGAUAGUGGGUUGGGUUGCUCACACAAAGAAAACCCUUAACGUCCCAGAUGUGCAAAAGAACAGCCAUUUUUCUGACUUCAUGGACAAACAAACCGGGUAUGUCACAAGGAAUCUGCUGGCAUUCCCAGUUGUGAUGGGCAAGGAAGUUCUUGCUGUGGUUAUGGCAGUUAACAAAGUAAAUGCAUCUGAAUUUUCCAAACAGGAUGAAGAGGUCUUUUCCAAAUACUUCAGCUUUGUUUCUAUCAUCCUAAAGCUUCAUCAUACCAACUACCUGUACAGUGUGGAAUCCCGAAGAAGCCAGAUUCUUAUGUGGUCAGCCAAUAAAGUAUUUGAAGAGCUCACAGAUGUUGAGCGACAGUUUCACAAAGUGCUCUACACAGUUAGAAAGUAUCUGAACUGUGAACGAUACUCCAUUGGACUGCUGGACAUGACCAAGGAGAAGGAAUUCUAUGAUACAUGGCCAAUCAAGCUUGGAGAAGUAGAGCCUUAUAAAGGUCCAAAGACACCAGAUGGCAGAGAAAUCAUCUUUUAUAAAGUCAUUGAUUACAUUUUACAUGGAAAAGAAGAGAUCAAAGUGAUUCCGACACCUCCUGUAGACCACUGGAUGCUUGUUAGUGGGUUGCCAACAUAUGUUGCUGAAAAUGGAUUUAUAUGUAACAUGCUGAAUGCCCCUGCAGAUGAAUACUUCACGUUUCAGAAAGGAUCUGUGGAUGAAACUGGUUGGGUCAUUAAAAAUGUCUUGUCCCUGCCUAUUGUCAACAAGAAAGAAGAGAUUGUGGGAGUAGCUACGUUUUACAACAGGAAGGAUGGAAAACCUUUUGAUGAGUAUGAUGAACACAUUACUGAGACUCUUACUCAAUUUCUUGGAUGGUCUCUUUUAAAUACUGACACCUAUGAGAAAAUGAAUAAGCUUGCAAACAGAAAGGACAUAGCUCAAGAAAUGCUCAUGAGCCAGACCAAAGCGACUGCUGAUGAAAUCCAGUCUAUUUUGAAAUUUCAAGAGAAGUUAAAUAUAGACGUAAUUGAAGACUGUGAAGAAAAACAACUUGUCACAAUUUUGAAAGAGGCCUUGCCGGACCCAAAGGCAGUAGACCUGUAUGAAUUCCGCUUCAGCGACUUCCCCAUUACAGAGCACGAAUUGGUUCAGUGUGGACUACGACUGUUUUUUGAAAUAAAUGCCGUGGAGAAAUUCAAAGUACCUGUAGAGGUUCUCACCAGAUGGAUGUACACAGUGAGGAAAGGGUACCGCUCUGUCACUUACCACAACUGGAGGCAUGGGUUUAAUGUGGGGCAGACCAUGUUUACUUUGCUGACGACAGGAAGACUAAAGAAAUACUAUACGGAUCUCGAAGCCUUCGCCAUGCUGGCUGCUGCUUUCUGCCAUGACAUUGACCACAGAGGCACCAAUAAUUUGUAUCAGAUGAAAUCCACAUCUCCACUGGCAAAGCUUCAUGGAUCCUCCAUCCUGGAGAGGCACCACCUGGAGUACAGCAAGACUCUGCUGCAGGAUGAGAGUUUAAACAUCUUCCAGAACCUAAAUAAACGCCAGUUUGAAACAGUUAUUCAUUUGUUUGAAGUUACAAUAAUAGCAACUGACCUGGCUUUAUAUUUCAACUGUAUCUUUUUUAGGAAGAGAACCAUGUUUCAAAAAAUUGUUGAUGCCUGUGAAAAAAUGGAAACUGAAGAAGCAGCCAUCAAAUACAUAACCAUUGAUCCAACCAAAAAAGAAAUUAUCAUGGCAAUGAUGAUGACUGCAUGUGACUUGUCAGCUAUAACGAAGCCCUGGGAAGUACAAAGUCAGGUGGCACUUCUGGUUGCGAACGAGUUUUGGGAACAAGGAGACCUGGAGAGAACAGUGCUACAGCAGCAACCUAUCCCUAUGAUGGACAGAAACAAGAAAGAUGAACUACCUAAACUUCAAGUUGGAUUUAUUGAUUUUGUUUGUACUUUUGUAUAUAAGGAGUUCUCACGGUUUCACAAAGAAAUCACACCUAUGCUGAGUGGUCUUCAGAAUAACAGAAGAGAAUGGAAAUCCCUAGCUGAUGAGUAUGAUGAAAAGAUGAAGGUAAUAGAAGAGGAAAUGAAAAAGCAAGAAGGAAACAUAAAUGACAAAGAAAACAUUCAAAAAAAUAUCAGCAAAUGUCAUUCAGCAAACCAUCAAGUAACAGUAAGAAGCUCCUCAGAGAAGAAGCUAUCCUGUACUGCCAAGAGAAAAUAUAUUGCUAGCUUGAAAACAGAGGGUAAAAUAAAGUUCAAUGAAAGUGCAAAAUAAGAUGAAAGUAAGUGUAUUUGGGGCACCAAUUUGUUUUAAAUUAAAAAUAUGUAAUCCUGAAACUAGCCACCAAUUUUUUUUUUUUUUAUGUUCUUGCUAAUUGUAUUCAUUUGCUAGGCCUACCAGCACAAAACACCA